CACUAAGUCGACAAAUAGCCCCAACGUUAGGAAGUCGAUGGUCGGUUCGCCGGGGACCAUCCGAACCAAUAGGCAAGAUGAUCAGCCUUAGACAUUUUCAUCGUUAUUGGGCUCGAUUGCCCAGUCAAGCAGAUUUACAGGUGCUGCGGCUCUCUACAAAAUGCCUAUCAACAUCUGCAUCAAGGAAACUGCUUCAAGCAGAAACUUUGCCAUUAGGACUGUUGUCUAAACGCCAUUAUGAGCAGCAUUUGGGCAGUUUUAAAAACUUUCACACUUCUGUUGUAUUUGGAGGUGAGGUGAAACCUAUUGAAGUUCCACCCUUUGCGGAGUCCAUUACUGAAGGAGACUUGAGAUGGGUUAAAGAAGUUGGUGAAAGUUUUGAAGAGGAUGAAGUGAUAGCAGAAGUUGAAACUGACAAGGUUACAAUGCCCAUCAAGGCACCAGCUCCAGGCGUACUGAAAGAAAUUAAUGUGGAAGAUGGUUCCGUUGUUAAAGCUGGUGUCCACAUAGGGAAGAUGGAACUGGGAGCUGGAGGUGCUGCCCCUGCCAAGAAGGAAGCUCCUGCAGCAGAAGCUGCUGCUCCAGCAGCACCUGCUGCUGCACCUCCAACUGCUGCUGCUGCUCCCCCCCCACCACCACCACCACCACCUGCAUCUGCAGCAGCUGGUCCCAUACCUACAACUCCCCCACCUUCAGCUCCUCCUCCUACUGCUCCGAAAGCAUCUAUUCCAGUUGCAGCUAUCAAGCAUGCUUCAUUUAUUCAGCAAGCAGAAGUAAAGGUUCCUCCUGCUGAUUACAGCAAAGAGAUCACUGGAACACGAACAGAACAGCGUGUGAAGAUCACUCGUAUGAGGGCCCGCAUAGCACAGAGGUUAAAGGAUGCUCAAGACACGAAUGCAAUGCUCACAACUUUUAACGAGAUUGAUAUGGGGAAUAUAAUGGAAAUGAGAAAAAGUAUCGGUGACCAGUUCUUGAAGAGACAUGGCAUUAAACUAGGCUUCAUGUCUGCAUUUGUCAAGGCUAGUGCAUAUGCAUUAACUGAGCAACCUACUGUAAAUGCUGUUAUGGAAGGGUCAGAAAUCAUAUACAGGGAUUAUGUUGACAUCUCAGUAGCUGUGGCCACACCGAAGGGAUUGGUUGUACCAGUUCUGCGUAAUGUUGAGGGUAUGAAUUAUCUUGAUAUUGAAAAAGGAAUAAUGGCUUUGGGUGAGAAAGCUCGUACAGGAGCACUGGCUGUGGAAGACAUGGAUGGAGGGACCUUCACCAUUAGCAAUGGUGGAGUUUUUGGCUCCCUCUUUGGUACUCCUAUUAUCAAUCCACCCCAGAGUGCUAUACUCGGAAUGCAUGGCAUCUUUGAUAGGCCUGUAGCCAAAAAUGGACAGGUUGUCAUCAAACCAAUGAUGUAUGUUGCAUUAACCUACGAUCAUCGUCUCAUUGAUGGACGAGAAGCAGUUACUUUCUUGCGGAAAAUCAAACAGGCUGUUGAGGAUCCAAGGAUCAUGCUUUGUGGCCUUUAGGUUUGUUCAGAGUAGUUGACCAAAGGAAGCUUAGCUUUUUUUGAGUAUAGGCGUAGACCAAACUAUUGUUAGGCCCCUAGAGGUAGUGCUUUUUUCACCCUUCCCUUUCUGAGAAGUUUAUUUUGGUAUGGGGAUAAUAGCCAGUCUCAUUAUAUCAAUAAAAAUGUUUCUUUGUAACUGCUACGGGUCAUCAGAAGGUCUUAGUGGUGGGAAGAAGCAUAAUUGCUGAAUUUACAUAUUGGAUACUGAAACUUGGAUGAAGUAUUGAGUUAUUGUUUAACAAUGAGUGAUUAGCACGUUUAAUUGUUCAGACUUCAUCCUGUAUCAUUGCUUAAGGAACUGCCUCUUGAAUAGUUUAAGGGAUUGAUUAUAAGCAGUUUAGGGCACCGAUGGUAGAGCACUGAACAAGAAUUUACUUUAAGGGUUGGAUGUUGCACAAGCAUGGCUUUCUUCAAUCCAAUACUGCAAGCAAUGUCUACCUAAUAAAGCGGGCCAGUUAAAUAAAAAAAAUUAGAGAGCUUGAGACAAUACUUUAAAAGGCUUUUUGACACUAUUUUUCUAUAAUUUAUGAUCUGAGACUGCAUAAAAGUUACAGUAAGAAAGGCUGUGGGCUGUACCGUCACUUGUAAGUCUUGUACAUAAUUGUAAUAUAUUUAUAAUUAUUGUUGUCACUGCAGCAUAUUGUAAACACAAUUCUUCAUUCAUUGCACACCCUUCUUGUUAUUAUGGCUCAGUGAUGCUUAAAAUAAAAAGGUUUUAUGACUAAAA
Messenger RNA from Macrobrachium nipponense, 2285 nucleotides. Its product is annotated as dihydrolipoyllysine-residue succinyltransferase component of 2-oxoglutarate dehydrogenase complex, mitochondrial-like. Gene Ontology annotation, cellular component: mitochondrion; oxoglutarate dehydrogenase complex. The record is from RefSeq and is a predicted model, not a curated record. Gene Ontology annotation, molecular function: dihydrolipoyllysine-residue succinyltransferase activity. Gene Ontology annotation, biological process: tricarboxylic acid cycle. NCBI's taxonomy places the organism in Eukaryota, Metazoa, Arthropoda, Malacostraca, Decapoda, Palaemonidae.